Molecule: messenger RNA, 1113 nt
Organism: Frankliniella occidentalis (western flower thrips)
Lineage: Eukaryota; Metazoa; Arthropoda; Insecta; Thysanoptera; Thripidae
Exons: 2
Coding region: 286-717 (143 amino acids)
Source: RefSeq, a predicted model, not a curated record
UGAUAUAUGAAACCAAAUAUAAGCAAAGUAUCUUGAAUCGGUAAUGGACAAUUUUUUUGAGAGAAACAGUAUAGCCAACCACCAUUGCAUACGACCGGCUAAAUUCAAAAAAGUUGAGUGCCAGCAGAGCCGUUACAGGUGCACAUACAAGAAUAUUCCGCGAUUUAGGCUUUCUUUUCCAAAGACUCCAGGAGACAAAUAGGUAAGUAUAAGCUGUCCAUCUUUUCUAAAAUAAGAUGGUACAUCCUAAGGCACACAAAUUUAAUAUUUUCUAGGUGGUCCAGAAUGAAUAUUCCUUCAGAAUAUGUUGUGGAAAAGGACAAAAAAUUGUCAAAAGAUGGGAAGCUUAUUUUAAGAGCCAACUUCACCAGCAAAGAGGAGGUUGAAGAGUGGCUACAAAUCUACAAAUCCUCAACCAGUACUGAAUGGAUCAUCAAGGACGAACCAAAAGACUUGAAAAAACUUGUGUUUCACAAAUAUUGGCUGUGUCAACUGAGUAAACUAAACAAAUCCAAAAAUUCAAAGAGGGAUAAGGGAUGCAAAUCACGUCUAGAUAUAAAAAUUAAAAAAAUCAACAAGGACACUGUGAAAAAUGACAGAUUUUUCUUGAAAAGAGAAACUCCACUUCCUGCUGUCAUAACUAUCACCCAGCAUAAUCAUAAGACAAAGGGUUGCUUUGAAACUCUCAAGUACUUACGUGUAGCUAAGGACACUUAAGAAAAAUUAAAUAAAUACUUUGGUGAAGGCUUUGGUCCAGGAGCAGCCUACCGAAUGAAUGAUUUGUCCUUAAAGCUGAUGCCAAACAGUGGAGAAAUACGUGCUAAUUCUGCUGUAAACCCAACACCCAGAAUGGUACAAUACCUCUUUGACCAAUGGAGAAACUCUGAGUAUGGUGAAUCCUGGGGAUGUGAUCCUUUCCCUAAAUUGCGAGAAAAAAUUUCUCUUUAUGAAUCUGAAGGUAAGUCAUAUAAAUAUAAAAGAUGUGGAGCUAAUUAUUUAUUUGAUUUGUUCAACUUUUUUCCUGGUUAUAAGUAUUUUUUCCUGUUGAUAUUUUUAGGCACUUCCAUACAUAUUGACGACUCUGAUUCGGAUGAUUGGGCUGUUCUUGUUGUG